GGCUCCCAAAGUGACACUCAUCGUGACGUUUAAUCGAACCACGAUUAGCUGCUGCACGGGGAGCGGACGGAGCUGCACUCGCGGGAAAACAUGGCGGAAACGUGCUGUGUUUUCUUGUUAGCAACAUCAUCGAGCGCAAAAACCGCGUGAGAACCGCGUGAGCACCGGAUACAUCGAUUCUCUGUUGUUCUUCACCUGUGGUCACAUGAUGCACAGCCCUGCUGACGCUGAAGACCCCGCCCUCUACUUCUGUAACUACUGCACUGGCAUCUUUCAAUCACAGGCCUCCAUCUAUGGACACUUGAGGCAGGUGCAUCAUAUCAGUGAUGAAACUGAAGUGAGUGAUGCUGAUUCUCAACAGACACACACUCACAACAGCAGCUUCUCAUGUCAGUGCUGUGAUUUCAAAACCCAUCAUUGUGACUCUUUAAAGAAACACGAGAAACAGUGCAAUAAAAAGUCUAAAGAUCAAACUGUGAUGGGAAAAAAUAUUGUUCCUGAAAUGCAGCAAAGGAAAAUGGGUGCAGUCAUCUCUACCUCCAGCACGAGCUCAGUUACUGUAUCGAAGACUCUGAAGAAGUACAAGGUGCCGUCACAAACACAAAGUGUCUCUAAAUUCUUUUCUCCAGCUUUUGAAUCAGAGGUAAAAACAUCAGUGACAUUAGCCGAGAGCUCCGAAAACUCUAAAGGAACUUUGAUUCUGCAAGAAUCCCCGUCCAGUCUCAACAGCAAUGGUGUGUUCAAAGUCACUGCAAAGUCCAUCAUUGACAUCAACAAACCCCCCAGCUCCCACCGCUUCCUGCUUAAUGAUGACCUUCUUACCACUGAACUGAGAUCAGCCACGCCUAACGACCAUUUCAAAGAGACCGCUCCUGGAAAGAGUAGCGGGAAGAGGAGCUGCAGCGAGUCCCCUGAGAAUUGUACGACUAAAAAAGCAAAGUCGCACAAGGAUGAACCGGAUCCUGUCGUGUAUAAACUACCAACGCCGAGUGGCACAGACUUUUUGUUUGAAAUGAGUGAAGAUGAAGAAGAAAAUAAAGCGAGUGUUGUGGAUGGAGACACAAACAUUUAUGAGUGUAAACACUGUGACUACAGUGAUGAUGACAUUGGACGGACAGCAGCCCAUUACCAGAGUUACCACCCGUACGUACGUCACAAUGCCGUCUAUGUUCAGGACUCGAGGGAUCGCAGUGCCACCUUUCGCUGUCUUGAGUGUCCUGUGGAGUUUUCAAGUGAAACUGACCUCAAGAGACACUACAGAGAAGAGCAUUCAGAGGCCCCUGAAGUAUUCACAAUGCGUUCACACUUGCUGGUUCUCAAAUGUUUUGUGUGUCAACUCACCACUGAUGAAGUAAACAUCCUGAAGGAACAUUACAAGGAGAAACAUCCGGAACAUAAUCUGGAUAAUUCCCUUCUGUUCUGCAGAUACUCGGCAACAUCACAGGUGAAAACAGGCACAAAUGAGCAUGACACCAAAAGAUCCGAAGAGAUUUCUCCCAAAAAUACCAAAACUCAACAUGAGGAAAUCAGAAUGUCCCCCUCACCCCUAAGCCCCAUGCCCAGAGGAGCAGACGAGGUUUUGUAUCAUUGCUACAAUUGCACAUUUCAUCACAAAUCGGCUGUUGCUGUGCAUGUCCACUAUCAGAAAAACCAUCCAGACGAGGCUGUCACUAUCGACAAAAUCAAACAGUCAUCACAUCACAUUUCACAGAUGCGCCCCGGGCCAUCAGUGAGAGCAGCGGAAAACUCCACACCUCAGAAAACCGCAGUGGAAUCUUCCACUAAAGACAAAGUUGUACUCUCGCAGCAGAAAGUUUUAAUGUCCCUGAUGAAACUCAAGCACACGUUGGUCAUUUCUAAGACUUCAGAGACUUCCAGAAGUGAGGGAGUCACAUCUGCACUGGAAGAAAAUGUGAAGAAAAAAGAGAAGCCACUGCUCAAAAGUGACCAACCACUGUCCACAGGAACCAAUGCUUCUGUCUCCAGUUCAGCAGAUAAAGUGUUUUACUGCCAGGUCUGCAGUUACUCCAACACCAAUAUCAAGAGUGUUGUGGCUCAUCAUAACACAAAACACGUCAUGUAUGGACCCACGGGUAUGGAGGAGGUGCUAUGGCACAAUACCAAGAUGCAGAAGAAGAAACUGCAGCGAGAUACUGAGGCAUCGGGAACCUCUCCUUCCAAAUCUGUGAUGAGACAGCAACUGACAGCAUGCACUAAAAAGAAAGAGGUUUUAAACCCAUAUGAAUGUGCAGAAAACUUGUUCUACUGUCAGAACUGCAACUUUGGAAAUCCAACUCUUAAAGGAGUCCUGAACCAUCAGAUCAUUGUCCACAAGCAUAUCAACACCAGUCGCAAACAUGUCAUCAAAUACACCACUGUGAUUCGCAAGCAAAUCCAAAAAUCAAAGUCAGAAUCUAAAGAGCCGUCUUCUGGUCUUCCUCUUCCUUUGAUGAGCAAAGGCGACGAAGACCGACUAUUCUGCCAUCUUUGCAACUACAGACACAAAACCAUGUCUAAUGUUAUGACGCACUAUUUUAAGCGACAUCCUGGUUUUGUAAUGAACGCAGAACAGAUCAAAGAAUACAGCAUCACACUUGUCAGUCAAACGCAGACAGCUCAGCCCAAAGGAGCAAAUCCUGCAUCUUGUCAGGACAUGGGAAACAAAAAGAAGAACAUGAAAACGCUGGGAAAAGACUCAUCAGUGUCGACUGUGAGAGUGGAGGUGCCGCAGAAGAGCAUUCAGUGCUACAGAUGUACAUUCAGCUGUCAGCAGGUGUAUCUGCUGAGGAGGCAUAUGUGGAAUAUUCAUCGUUCAAACCGCUCAGCCAUAGAUCUGCUGAGAACGUGUUUCAGGAAAGGAAUGAUCGAAUCAGGCUAUCACUGUGACACGUGCAUGUUCUCCGACACAGAUGCAGCUGUCGUUCACAAACACUACCAGGAGCAGCAUGCCAACCGGAAACUGACACUCGACAACAUCACCACCAGGUUAUACGUCGGCCCUGACCAGAGAUUAAAGCUGCAGACAAAGGCCGCUGCUGGUGUUACUGACAAUGACUGUGGGUCCCAAAGAGUUGGACACGACGAAACCAAUACUUUUGCAUGCAGAGCAUGCUCUUUUAAAGGCGACUCCAUGUUGAGCAUCAUGCGCCACUGUCGCACUGUUCAUCCCUGGUUUGUAAAAGAUGAUGGCUCAGUCCCAAAAGUCAUUACCAGUAAGAAACUUGCUGCCAAUAGCCAUGUUACAGAUGAGCACGACACAACAGCCUCUUUUGACACCUAUCAGGUCCCACUGGAGUUUGAAACUCUGUCUGUUUCCUCUCAGGAAGCAACCGAAACUGUAAAGUGCCCACAUUGUGCUGCAGAGUUCACAAGCCAGCGUGGUCUCAAUACUCACUGUGGCCUCAAACACAAAGACACGGUGGUGAGAAACACAAUGCAAGUGCACAUCUUCAAGUGUCCUUACUGUACCUAUGUCAACACCAUUCAUCAUGGGGUCCUGACCCACUGUCAGAUGAGACAUCCAACCUCCGAGUCCCGGUCCAACAGUGUCCAUGUGGACAAAGUUUACUUCAGCAGCUGGGAGAACUGUAAUGGAAAAUCUCCAGGCGACAGUGCGAGGUUUAAAGGCUACAUGUGUAAACGUUGCCCGCUGAUCUGUGCGACGCCAGAAAAGCUGAAGAAACACAUGAAGAGCAAACAGUGUGUGGCCCUCACCAAUUCACACAAAGCUACUGUUCAGCUUUCUGCUGCAAGAAAAUUCCCACCUUCUGCUGCCCUCAGGUACGUGUCAAAAACGUCAUUUCUGGCCAAGAAGAAAUAUUCCAAGGUGAAUUGUCAGCACUGUGACUACACCUGCAGCACAAAGAUUGCACUGAGUCGUCACCUGCAUGUUCACCACAGGGAGGAGCGUGUGUUUCUGUGCACCCUGUGCUCCUGCUCCUACAACAGCAAGAAGCAACUGGGAAGCCAUUACACCAAGUCACACGGGAAGGAUGCUUUUCCGGCACACAAACAGGUCACAGAACCAACGCUCAAUUCUACAGGCUGUCCUUUGGCUCAGCAAAUGCGACACACAUCUAAGGCUGCAAUGAUGGACAAUAGUAAAAUCUCAGUUUACAAGUGUCCGCGCUGUCCAUACGUACACACCAGCUACCAUGGGACACUGACUCACUGCCAGAUGAAGCAUCCAACACUCAUCGCUCGAGCCGAUGCACUGACCACGGAGGAAGUCCUGGUGAGCAACAUGGUGAAGUGUACAAUGGGAAAAGGUUCAAUGGGAAGACGAGGCUACAUGUGUCGCAAAUGUCCGCAAAUUCACGCAUCACUGCCCAAACUGAAAAGUCACAAUCAUAAGCAUCACAGUUUGCACACAACCACUAAACCUUCAGCCCGGAACAAGACGAAAACAUCGCCCCAGCGGGGCGCCACAGAGUCUGAAGCUGCAUCAGCUGACCUCAGGCACCAACAUGCCGCUCCACUGUCAUGCCAUGGGAAGGAAAUGCUCUACAAGUGUCACAUGUGUGGCUACACCGGACUGUGUCGCAAAUACCUGCAGAGUCAUUACAGAAACAAGCACAAGCUGGAUGCAGUGAGCACGUCCAAACUGCUAGAGAAGUACAACAAAUACAAAUUCCAGCUGCCCAAGGCGUCCUGUGAUAACAGAGCACUGGUCAAAUGUAAGGUGUGUCCAGACAUGGCGUUUGACUCCACUCAGCUGCUCGUCACUCACUACAGCACAUUUCACGACUGGAAACUUGACUUUAGGGUCGUGUCACGUACGUCGAAGAGGAGCACAGGUGUGUACAGGUGCUGUCACUGCAGGAAACGCAUCAAUGGAAUCAGGAAGUUGUGUUUGCAUCUAGAUCGCCACAGAGUCUGGAAGAAGAAGAAAGCAGCUGUUGUCAUGAAUACGGCAACACUAGAGAUCACGUCCAGUGAAGUUAAUGAGGAGAGCGAUGCGCCUGUGUUCCAGUCGGUGACACCAAUGAAAUCCUUUACUCUGCAAACCAGUCCUCGUCCAGAGCUGCCAGAGUCAGAGCUGCCAGAGUCAGAGUGUGAUGCACCAGAACACAAACACACAUGUGGACAGUGUGGACGUUCCUUCAUGUCUCUGAAAGGUCUGCGUUCACACGAACGCAGCCAUGCUGCUGUGGCUGCCAUCCAGAAACUGGACCAUGUGACUUUGUCGGCCCUGAAGCAAAAUGUAAACGAGUAUGUUGUCUUUAAAUGUGGGACGCUGCGACCGUUCCUCUGCAGCUUGUGCUCGUAUCGAACGACAGUGUUGGGUCUUUGGAGAAGUCACUUUCUGAAGAAACAUCUCGACGUUAUCGUGGAUGUUGUGGUGGCAGACGACCAUAAAGAGGAGCUGACCGACCAGGAUCCUGAUGUUUCAGAGGAAAAUGAGGACGAACCUGAAGCUGAGGAUGAUUCCAACACUGAAAAGCCUCUGUACCUGGAGCCUCCAGAUGUUCAGCGGCAGCUGGACCACUACAGCGCAGUCGCACAGACGGCUGACGCCUGUAAAGGGAAUGUGACUGUGAACAAUCUGUUGCAUUGCGAGUUUUGCAACUUCAACACGGGUCACAUGUCGAGUGUUCGCCGUCAUUACUUAAACCGCCAUGGGAAGAAGAUCCUUCGCUGUAAGAACUGUGAUUUCUUCACAAGUUUCAGAAAAAACCUAGAGGUUCACAUGGAGAGUGGUCACAUGACCCGCCGCUCGGAGUCCUCACUGCUUCGUUGUCCAUUUUGUCUUUACCAAACCAAUAAGAAGAAUCACAUGAUUGACCAUGUUGAUCUGCACCGUGACGAGCGCGUGGUUCCCGUUGAGGUGCGACGUCCAAAGCUGUCACGUUACCUUCAGGGCGUGGUCUUCCGCUGUCACAGAUGCACUUUCAGCUGUGGCAACAGCGACAGUCUGCGAGCGCACAUGAAGAGACAUGAUGAUGUCAGACCCUACAGGUGUCGACUGUGCUACUAUGACUGCACUCUGCUCAGCCACCUGGAGGCGCACCUGUGCCACAAGCACCAGAUUGUGAGGAAUCAUGAGCUUGUGGGUCAGGUGAUGUUGGAUCAGUUGGAGGCGGGGCUUAGCAGGUCAGAUGAGGAGGAGGAGUCAUUGUCAAACAAAGUCACGGUUCCUUCAGACACUGAUGACCCCGUGACCUUAGCAGGAAUCAAGAAGAUAAAGUGCAUUCAUGUCAAACAUGAAGAACGUGUAUCGUCACCUGACACAGAACAAGUGCAUGGUGGGAAUGUUGCAGAUGUCCAGUGUGAUGAAAGAGAGACAAGUGGCGAGGACUGCAGCGUGUUCCCUCUGCAGACAGAGGGGGCAGCAGAGAGCAGUGAGGAGGCCACAGAUGUGUACAGAGAAAUGCCUGUGCUGGAGAACGAGCUCCUGAAGGAGGCGCCACUUCCUCUGCAACAAUUCAAAGAAGACAAGGAGAAAGAUGAAGGGAUCAUUGAAGAUGACAAUAACCACACACAGGGGGACGGAGAUGACAAUUCAGAUCAUUCACGUCUUCACACAUGUGCAAAAAACCCGGAGCCUUUAAUUUGUGCCUUGUGUGGACGGAAGCUGACGAGCAGCAGAGAACUGAAGCGUCACGUGAUGAGACACGGAAUCUGACGAGCAGCAGAGAACUGAAGCGUCACGUGAUGAGACACGGAAUCUGAGCUCAAUAUUGUUUACAAAUAUAUUUUUAAAUGUUUUCUAGUGAAACCUUUUUAUAAGUAGAAUUUAAAGAAAUAAAGUUGCUCAUGUUUCAGAUUAAAUCAUGUGACACUGUGAAACAUUUAGACUAACCUUUCUAUACAACCUCAACCUCGUGAACAAACUAUUUCCUGUUGAUUUGUUUGAUUUCAAAAUAAAAGCUAUUGUUUACA
This is a messenger RNA of Solea senegalensis (Senegalese sole), 6882 nucleotides long. RefSeq names its product zinc finger protein 462-like. The record is from RefSeq and is a predicted model, not a curated record. Gene Ontology annotation, cellular component: nucleus. Bases 206 to 6625 code for a protein of 2139 amino acids. The transcript has 10 exons. Gene Ontology annotation, biological process: regulation of gene expression. NCBI's taxonomy places the organism in Eukaryota, Metazoa, Chordata, Actinopteri, Pleuronectiformes, Soleidae.